GUAUUGCAACGAGAGGGUAAGUGAAAUUUUGCAAACGAGGUCUUCAGAUGCACGACAGCCGCAUUAAAGACUUAGAAAUAUCAGUAUUUUAGAAGUAAAAGUCAUGUAUACCUUGGUUCGUAUGAAUUAAUGACACAAUAAAAAAACUAUAAAUCCUUGAAGAGAUAUAGCUUUUUUGUCACAAUCCAUAACUCCCGCGGGAACAAUAGAUGCCUUUGUCCUUCAGUAUACCUGCAUGAAAUAAGAUCUUUUUCGCGCAAGUGUGAUGAAAAGCAAAUUACGACAAUAAUUUCAACUGACUUUCCAGUACCACCUUCUACCUCAAUUAAACAAACCCAAGUCCGAGAUUAAUUACAUGCUCUGAUUAGGUAAGUAUAUUUCCUAUAUUUCGAAUUACCAUAUAUUUUGUGGUAACUCUUUUAGAUACGUUGAUAAUAUACAUAUAUGUUUCGAAGAUCUAGUCGAGUUACACCAUCUGAAUCAUCUUUAGAAAAUUGGCGUUAAGUGUUAUGCCGGAUUACUCACAACUGUACGUACAGGAUAUGCACAAUAAACUUAUUACCAUUAAUAAAAAUUAUAUUUCGAGAUUACUAAGGCGUACUGACGGCCUGAAACGUAUCAUUCGUGCCAUUCCCGCCGCCGCCGCCACAAUGUCGCCGGUCGCUCGCUCGCUGCUCGCGCUCGCCGCACUGCUUGCCACCGCCGACGCCGUUUGCACUUCAAACGUACAUGGGAAUGAUACAGACCAUGUGGAACUUUUAGGGCCAUUUGAGGUUUCCAGUUCAGACGCCGAAAACGGGAAAGUCAUUACUAUUGAAGACACCUGCGGGUUUGGAAAACCAGUAGGCGUAACAAUAAACGCCUGCAACAGCCACUCCAGCCGAACGUUUUCAGACGGGGAACCGCCACGUCUCAGCUCCAACAUGAGUCGUGCGGAGGUGCGGUGCGAGCCCCGAGCUUGCCCGUCCGGAAUUCAUGUGCAAGUCAUACAGUACUGUGAUUCAGGAAACUAUGUACCUAGACCAUAAAUAUACGAAAAUUGGAAUUUCUUAAAUUUAUUUAUUUGACCAAAGCGUAGCGAAGGCUUACGUUUUGACUCGGGCAAUCUGCUUUCGUAUGUCCGGAUGUUCUCCUCUACAGGUCUACUCGUACAACCGAUUCGCGUGAAAUUUUGUGACCAUAUUCUAUGAUUCAAUAGAUUUAUUUUGUCGAUCCAGAUUUGAUCCAGCGGAUUCAUGGUACGUCACACGUAAACAAAUAGUUGUAUCGAUAUGAUAAGAGUUUCUUCCAUGACAAACAUGUUUACAGAUUGAUUUGCAAAAAAAUCAGAUAUUUUAGACCGCAGAUUUAGGGGGUAUUUAGACAUUUUCGCUAUGGCGCUUGAACCAAAACAUUUAGUACGAAGGCUACUGUUUGUUAAAUUAAGAUUGUUUACGAGUGUUGAAGUAAGAACUUGGAGUUAAAUAAAAGUAAUUGAUUGUACCAAGGACUUUGAUUCAUCAAAUCAUCACAUUGGUUUUUGUGAAACUACUUUAACUGCUCAAUUACGUUAUCAUAUCUUGUGGCUCUAUUUGCUGUGGUAAGUAUAGCUUUCAACAUCUCUCAUGAACCACACCUAAUCUAAAGCGUUUGGUUCUGUUUCAUGGCCUUUUGAAUAGUUUGUCGUGUAAGUAUACAUAUAUAUUCAUUAUAAUAUCAUAACUUUCCUCUUGUCGGCGGAACGUAUAUAUUGUGGCAUACAAAUCGAAGAUCAACAGAG
Messenger RNA from Cydia pomonella (codling moth), 1759 nucleotides. RefSeq lists its product as uncharacterized. The transcript is spliced from 3 exons. NCBI's taxonomy places the organism in Eukaryota, Metazoa, Arthropoda, Insecta, Lepidoptera, Tortricidae. Bases 510 to 1028 code for a protein of 172 amino acids. The record is from RefSeq and is a predicted model, not a curated record.